UAAUCAUAAUAUUGUUUUUCAUAUCUAAAGAAAGAAUAUAUCUUCCUUUUUUUUAGCAUAAACGUUUCUUGUUUGAAGAUCUGCUAUAUUGUCGACUACUUUGCCAUCCAAACCAUCAGAAAGGAAAAGUAACCCAGCUAGAAUGGCGGAGGAGGUCGCUAAUACUGUGGCUGGGAAAAUACUGGACUUGUUGUUUAGCGGGGCUAAACGGGAGAUUGAUUACAUCCGAAAUUACACUAAAAAUGCUGACAUCUUGAAGAAUGAAGCACAAAAGCUCAAGGAUAUGAGUGAUAGGAUUCAACAACGAAUCAAUGCAGCUAAAGAAAAUGGAGAAGCUCUCUUAGCUGGUGUGCAGAACUGGAUGGACAAGGCAGACAUUGAAAUAUCCAAAGUUGAAGAGUUUCUUGAAGAAGAAGCCAACGCCAAGAAGACGUGCUUCAACUUACGACCUUGUGUCAAUUUGAGCACCCUCCACCAUUACAGUAAGAUGUCGAUAAACAAAACCCUUUUUCUUCUGCAGCAUCAAGAAGAUGGUCAAACUUACGAAUCUUGUGUCUCCAUUCCCACUCCCACCCCAAGAUUGGUAGACCUCUACCAAACAAAGAAUCUUGAUGAUAUUGAUACCCACAAGUUGGCGUUGAGGAAAAUCAUUGAAGCGAUCAAAGAUGAGAGCAUAAAGAUGGUUGGAAUUUAUGGAUCAGGAGGUGUAGGGAAAACCACAUUAGCCAAGGAAGUUGCUGCAGAAGUGAAGAAUCUAUUUGCAGAGAUUGUGUUUAUAACUGUCUCACAGACUGUAGAUGUUAAAGAGAUUCAAAAAAAUGUUGAAAAAGCAGCAAAGCGUAUAAUCAUUAAUAAGGAGAAGGUUCUAAUCAUUUUAGAUGACAUAUGGAAAAAGCUAGUCCUCUCUGAUGUGGGCAUACCAUGUGGGAAUGAGCACAUGAAUUGCAAGAUUUUGUUGACGUCUAGAAGGAGAAAUGUAUGUGAACAUAUGAACACGGAUAGGAAUAUCUGUGUAAACACAUUGACGAAGAAAGAAGCGUGGUUCCUGUUCAAACGUAUAGUUGGUGAUGAAAAGUUAGCGAAUGACUCCGGUCUGGAGAAAAUUGCAAAAGAGGUGACUGAAGAAUGUGGCGGAUUGCCACUCAUCAUUCAAGCGGUGGGAAAUGCUUUAAAAAAUAAAAAAAUUGAUAUAUGGGAGGCAGCACUUGACCGACUACGAAAGCAUGCCCCUCUAGAGCUCGAUCCAGAGAUUAGCUCAGCAUUUACUCAUUUGAAGCUGAGCUAUGACUUGCUUGAUAGCAAAGAAGCUAAAUCAUGCUUCUUACUGUGUAGUUUGUUCAAGGAAGAUGGAGUCAUAUCUUUGUUAAGCCUAGCAGAAUAUGGGGUAGGUAUAGGGAUAUUUAAAGAUCUGGAUAGCAUUAACGAUGCAGAAAAAAGAGUCCGAAUGGCAGUUGACACCCUCACAUCCUCUUCCUUGUUAUUGUCCGAGGGAGAUGAAGUAAAAAUGCACGACGUUGUUCGUGAUGUGGCUUUGUUAAUAACUUCUUCUUCUGAAGGUGAAGAGAAGGAGAAGUUUUUAGUGGAGGCUGGAAAUAAAGAUAUAACAGAAUGGCAACCAAGAAACAGAACCUCAGAAAGCUACACCAAGAUCUCACUCAUGGAUAAUAGAAUUCAUAAGCUUCCAGAUCAUGAGCUUCAUUUCCCACUCCUUGAUACUUUCCUUAUACAGAACAAUCGUCUUUCCAUUAUUCCUGAUGAUUUCUUUGGAGGCAUGAAAGAAGUUAAAGUUUUAGAUAUGUCUUGGAAUAAGAUCACAUCCCUCCCACAAUCACUGAAGCUACUCACAAAACUCAUCACGCUCGAUAUAAGUUACAAUAAGAAUCUCAUUGAAAUUUGUAUAGUUGGGGAGCUAAAAGACCUUGAGAUUCUAAAGGUGAGAGGUACCGGAAUUAAAGUGAUUCCUGAAGAGAUCGGUCAAUUGACCAACUUAAGGCUGUUGGAUGCGGAGGGAUGUCCUUAUUUAUCUCAUGUAGCGCCUGGUGUCAUAUCAAAGCUCACUUGGUUGGAAGAGUUGUAUUUUGGAACCGAUGACAAGAACGCAGUGUCUCGCCUUGGUCUUAUGGAAAUAAGUAAAUUGAAAUCGUUCAGAGCUCUGCAUUUAUCAAUGCAUUCAGAUGAUUGUCAUCUUUUUCCCGAAGGCACCUGCUUCGAAAAGUUGAAAGAAUUCUAUUUUCAAUUUUGGAAGGGCAGAAGGUUUUUAUUUGAGAUAGAAUCAAAAUCAUAUUUAAAACGUCGACUACACAUUUCAGAUUCUAACUUCCCGUUCAAGAUGCCAAUCAAGAAACUGUUUCAGGUAAGUGAUGGUAUAAUACUGACGGAGAUAGCAGGUUUGGAUAACAUCAUACCAGACCUCUAUGGAGAGAGUACUAUUGAUGAAUUAAAGUUUAUUCGAAUGAUUAGUUGUGAAAAUGCUUCAUGCUUGGUGAAGAUAACAGAUGAGGAUGAGGAUGCAACACAAACUUUUGUUGCAUCCAAUGACCUGAUGCUUGGUCAAAGGAAAACAACAAAGGAAAAGUAUUUCUCCCAAGUGGAACAAAUCCGUCUGACUGACCUUAAGAACCUGAAGCUUCUUUUUGAUUGUUCAUUUCAAUAUAUAAGCUUGCGUAAUCUACAAGCCAUUGAAGUUGCACGGUGUACUUCCUUGUCGGUGCUAUUCCCGUUAAGUGUAGCACAAGGGCUUUCCAAUCUGAGAAAAAUAAGGAUUCGGAGGUGUACCAGUUUGAUGGUAGUAAUUUCUGGUGGAGAUGAGCAAACAACUGAUAAUGACAUUGAGUUCCCUAGACUUACCCGUAUUGAGCUUGGGUUUUUGCCACAACUAAAGAGCUUCUACUCUGGGGAUUCUACAGUCAAAUAUCCUUCUUUGGAGUUUAUCAAGGUGGAAAAUUGUCCUAGCAUGAAGAGAUGGGGUUCCGGAGUCCACGUUAUGUCCAACGUCAAAUUUGGUGAUGAUCAAGAGAUCCUUAAUUUGUUCCAUAAAAAUUGAUGAUCUUUUGAUCAGAAAGUACAUGUACCAUGAGAGAGGUAUAUAUGGAAAGACUCAUCUUUCUUCUUUUUCCCCCUCAACAUUUCAUGCUCUACCUAAAGAUUAACACAUAAUCACACAAUAUCAAGGUUCAUUGUAAAUUGAACAUUGUGGUUCUAUGUCAUCAUCUUCCUCUUCUUCUCCAUCAGCAAUCUCAUCUUCCCAACUCCCAAGUCUCAUCAUCAUCAUCCUCAUCCACGUCUACUGUAUAUCUGAAGCUUUUCCUCAAACAUUUAAUAUUGAAUUCUUAUGGCUCGCUCAAUUUGGUUUCAACAGAGACAAGCACAGAGGAGACACCAUAUGCUCUUCUAGCUUUUUUCUUUCCUCAUAAUGCGCCUUGGCAAUUCAUCAAACAGUUGGAAGCACAAAGUAAAAUCAAUGAUUUGAGUGGAAAGUGGAUUGGAAGUUUGCAAAUAUGAUGCUAGGCAGCUAAGGGUGUUGGUUUAGAUGAGAAAUAUAGGUAGAUACCAAAAAUGUUGUCCAUAAAUGUAACAUCAAAUAGAAAUUGAUACAUAAAAAGUUUGGGAAUUUGUUAGAUCAAAAUAUGGAUGUUAACAUAUUAUUGUAUCUAUUUUGACCGUUUUUUUAAUGUGCAUGCAAUGGUCAAGAAAAAACGAAUGAAGACAUCUCAGACUAUACACAUUGGAUCAAAUGACCGAUUGAUAUCGGUGGAUAUUAUGAAAAAAGCAGUUAAGGAUAUUUAGUUUGGCCUAAACUCUAAACCUUAAACGAAAAAACUAAUUAACCAAAAUCAGACUUUUGUCUCUUUUCUUCCAUAUUUGUAAAAUUAAGUUUUAAUAUAUGAUUACAUAGACUUGUGUAUUUAUUUUAUAUGACAGUUUUGCAUACAUAUUCUAACCUUGGGGUUUUCUCCUAUACAUUA
This is a messenger RNA of Lactuca sativa (garden lettuce), 3965 nucleotides long. Its product is annotated as disease resistance protein At4g27190. Lineage: Eukaryota; Viridiplantae; Streptophyta; Magnoliopsida; Asterales; Asteraceae. The record is from RefSeq and is a predicted model, not a curated record. Gene Ontology annotation, molecular function: ADP binding; protein binding; ATP hydrolysis activity.